This is a messenger RNA of Dioscorea cayenensis subsp. rotundata (Guinea yam), 1932 nucleotides long. Its product is annotated as pentatricopeptide repeat-containing protein At2g02980, chloroplastic. The transcript is spliced from 2 exons. Gene Ontology annotation, molecular function: zinc ion binding; RNA binding; protein binding. Bases 125 to 1900 code for a protein of 591 amino acids. NCBI's taxonomy places the organism in Eukaryota, Viridiplantae, Streptophyta, Magnoliopsida, Dioscoreales, Dioscoreaceae. Gene Ontology annotation, biological process: RNA modification. The record is from RefSeq and is a predicted model, not a curated record.
CCUCCUGUCAUUCUGUCCAAAUCUAAGCAAGCAUAUCCAAGAUUUAGUGAUGUAUAUAUCGUAAAUUUGAAGUACUUAUAUACAAAGGCACUGUUUUGGCCUCUUUUGAGAACAUUCAGUUACAAUGAACCCAGUUUCAACUGUCAACCCCUUGUUUCCCGCCAAACCAACAGACAGUUACCUUCCUCUCCAUCUCCUACCAAAAUGCAAUUCAAUCAGAGAAUUCCAACAAAUCCAUGCCAUCACUAUAAAAUCCGAUCUUGAUGUCUCGCUGCUCACGAAGCUCAUUACCGCCAUCUCCAUCCGGCCGACGCCUUUAUCUUUGUCCUAUGCUCAUCAACUGUUCGACCAAAUUCCCCAUCCGGGUGUACUCCUGUUUAACACCAUGUCCCGUGCCUAUUCCCGUUCAAACACACCACUCUUAUCCUUCUCGUUCUUCUCCCGAAUGCUUGAAUCUGGUCUCUUCCCCGAUGACUACACAUUCCCUUCACUUCUCAAAGCCUGUUCUACUUCUAAAGCUCUCAAACAAGGCCGGCAAUCUCAUGCUGUCGCCUUGAAGCUUGGUCAUGCUGAAAAUGCCUAUGUGCUGCCAACUCUCAUCAACAUGUAUGCAGAGUGUGGUGACAUUAAUGCCUCAAGAAACCUGUUUGACCGAAUGGACCAGAAGUGCAUUGUUUCAUAUAAUUCUAUGAUCACAGCUUGCGUUCGGAGUAGUCGGCCUAGUGAAGCUCUGGCUUUGUUUCGUGAGCUGCAAGCGGAUGGCAUUGAAUCGACAUAUGUCACAAUGCUUAGUGUUCUUUCCUCUUGCGCUCUGCUUGGCGCAUUGGAGCUCGGGCGAUGGAUUCACGAGUACGUGAAGAAAAAUGGGUUCAGUUCCUAUGUGAAGGUGAACACUGCAUUGAUAGACAUGUACGCAAAGUGCGGGAGCUUAGAUGAUGCUGUGCAGGUGUUCACUGACAUGGACUAUAGAGAUACUCAAGCCUGGUCUGCCAUGAUUGUUGCUUACGCAAUUCACGGGCACGGCACUCAUUCCAUUUCCUUGUUCGAGGAUAUGCGAAGAGAAGGUAUCAAACCAGAUGACAUUACAUUUCUCGGCGUCUUAUAUGCUUGCAGUCAUGCUGGUUUAGUAGAGCAAGGCCUUGAAUACUUCCAUUGCAUGAAGAGAAACCACGGCAUCACACCAGGGAUCAAGCAUUAUGGUUGCAUUGUCGAUCUGCUAGCUCGAGCAGGGCGUUUAGAAGAGGCUUACAAAUUCAUCGAUAACUCACCCAUCACACCCACACCGAUACUAUGGCGGACAUUGCUAUCUGCUUGUGGUGCUCAUGGAAAUGUAGAUCUCGGGAAAAAAGUGUUUUAUAGAAUUCUUGAACUCGAUGACACGCAUGGAGGUGACUAUGUGAUACUAUCAAACAUGUGUGCAACAAAAGGCCAUUGGGAGGAUGUGAACAAAAUAAGAAAGCUAAUGAAAGAUACAGGAGCUGUUAAGGUGCCGGGAUGUAGCUCGAUAGAGAUCGAAAACACAGUGCAUGAGUUCUUCUCCGGUGAUGGUAAACACCGAAAUUCCGAGGAGGUGCAUAGAAUGGUUGAUGAAGUUGUAGAACAACUGAAACUUGUUGGUUAUGUGCCUGAUACAUCCAAAGUGUUUCAUGCUGGUCUUGAAGAGGAUGAAAAGGAAGUGAGUUUGAGAUAUCACAGUGAGAAGCUUGCCAUUGCAUUUGGGCUCAUAAACACAACUCCAGGUACAACCAUUAGAGUUGUUAAAAAUCUUAGAGUUUGUGGAGAUUGCCAUUCAAUGGCUAAGUUCAUUUCCAUGGUGUUUGAUAGAGUUAUAGUUCUUAGAGAUCUCAAUAGGUUCCACCAUUUCAAGAAUGGUGUAUGUUCUUGUGGUGAUUAUUGGUAGAUGAUUUGGAUGAAUUUUUAUUUUUAUUUAUU